GAGGGAGUGGUUCGUGUCUGGAGCGCAGGAAUCCGUCGAUCUAAUUUUUGCCUGAAAGUCUGGGAAUAUGUGGAUUUUUUUUUUUUUUUUUGCUGGCCAUUUUUUUUAACGAGACUUGUUUUUUUUUUAAUGGGAAUUUGACUUGCGUGGCAUCAUUAUGCAAGAGCUGAUUAUUUGCGUUUGGAAUCAAUAGCGCAUAACAGUGCAUUUUCGGUGAAAGAAAAGGAAGAGAGGGGAAGAAAAAAAAAAAAAACUACUGAAUUUCGGAAGAAAAAAAAAAAAACAUGGAGACAAGGAGAGGACUAAAAUGACUAAAGCCCAAGUUUGGAAUACCGAGGAGCGUUGAGUUGUUUUGUUUGUUAUACAGAGGAGGAUGUUUCAGUAUUAAAGUAAAAACAUUUCAGCCGAGUCUCUCUCUCUCUCUCUUUCUUUUCCCACCCUCCCCAUGCAAGUCGUUUUUUUUUUUAGGAGGAGGAUAUCUGAAUUACCCCCGACCCCCGUCCCUGUCUGACAUCAAAGUUUCUGUGGGGGGGGAAAGUAAGGGAAAUGUCGGUGCCUUUUUAUGAACGUGAAACUUUGAAGCCGCAGAAACUUUUACACGGGAUACGAAGCGUUUUUCUUUACUGAAGGAGGGAGGAGGAGGAGGAGGAGGAGGGAAAAAAAAGAAAGAAAGUGCCAUGCUGUUCGGCUAAAAAAAAAAAAAGCAGAGGCCUGGAAACAGCGAGGAAACAACUUUUUUUUUUUAACAUGGGGUUUGAUUUUUCCCCACGAAAAGGAGACUUAACGCCGAUGACACUUUGUUUUCUUUUCCCACAGAAGUGAACGGCGGUCACGUUGCCCGGACGGCGACAUUACGGAAAGAAAAACACGCUGUUAGAGGCUACAGAGUAACAUUUUGUUGUUUGUUUGUUUUUGUUUUUUUUUUCGUUCAUCGGGGACAAAGAAACAAAAAAGAAGAAGAAGGGGGGGAAAAAAACACGGAUUAAUGGGUGAAAACCAAACAAAAUACGAGUUUUUCAAGCUGGGAGUCGACCCUAAGUCAGGGAGUCGUGUAAUGCUGAGGCAUUCGCUCGAGGGGGUGAAAAGAGUAUGCUCCAUUUGCUAAAAACCUUUCACCAUUCCGUGCAGGUCUUAUUUCUGAUCAUUUUUUUUUGUUGUUGUUGCAGUUUAUAUGCAGAUGACCAGCUCCAUUAGUCCACCGAAGUCGAGUCUCCUCAUGUGACUUUUUUUGUUUGUUUGUUUUUGUCCAUUCGCUGUUCGUGACAGACUUUUCCUUUUCUUUUUGGAUAAUUAAAUAACCUUUUUAAAGUUCAUCUUUUGGGAGCACCUUGGUAAAAUGCUAGUUGGAUAAAGCUGAAAAGGAGGAAAAUAACAAGCAAGAAACGGAAGCCCAAUGAGCGGCUCACAGUCCACGAUAGCUGACAGGUUUCCCAAAAAACCAACCAGACCAGGAAGUAUUCUCAACAAGGACCACCCCCCAGACAAGAAGCCCAAGAGUGAGAAGGUGUCAGUGCCUCCGACUCACGACUUUGACCCCACAGAGCUGCCCGUGCAGAGUGUUGAGCGAAGGCCCGAGUCGUGUGGGCUUGUUCAGCGGUGUGUGAUCAUCCAGAAAGAUGAGAAUGGCUUUGGGUUGACCGUGAGCGGAGAUAACCCAGUGUUUGUCCAGCUGGUUAAAGAAGAUGGAGCUGCUAUGCGAGCUGGUGUUCAGACGGGUGAUAGAAUUAUUAAGGUCAACGGGACGUUAGUAACACAUUCCAAUCAUGUAGAAGUCGUGAAGCUAAUAAAAUCGGGUUCCUACGUGGCUCUGACGGUGUUGGGGAGACCUCCAGGGCUGCCGCAGAUCCCUUUAUCAGAAGGAGAGGGAGACGGAGAGCCUCUCUCUUCCCUCAGCUCCCCUCACUCCCCCAUCCCCAGUAUACCUGAGCGCUCGUCCUCUUCCUCAACCUCUCCCUCCGACCGCGUCAUCUCCCCACUGACUGUAUGGGAGGAGAACAGUCCAGUGUUUCAUCAGAAAGUCAACCUGCAGAAGAUGCUGAUGAAGGAGCAGCAAGACCUGCAGGCAAUGAAGGAGGAGUACAGCAGAAACCCUACAGCCAGACUACUGAAGGACAUGCAGGAAGCCCAGAAACAAAUUCCUCUGCUUCAGGGCCAACUCAGUAAAGCCACCACAGCUGGACAGGAUGGCCUGCUUUCUCUGAGACCGGGAGACGGAGAUGCAGAAGAAGGAGGAGGGUUAGGAGACUUGGACGCAUCUCCAUCCUGGCUGUCCGACUCCGAGUCACCCAUGAACAGCAACUCGACGCCGGUCACGCCCAAUUUGAUCCCAGAAAACCUGUACCAAAGAGACACCCCGUGCAACAGCCCAAAGUCAAUGCCGCGCAUCAGCCUCAACUCCUGUCCGUCUCCCGAUGGCGAGGAUGUGGUCGACCUGGACUCGAACCAUCAUUACGGCGUGGGAAGCCCGUCGACCCGAUUGCCGCGUCCCAUCAUCGGAGCCGAGGACGACGACUUCGACACUGACCAGGAGCAGAUGAACGGCCAGUGUAGCUGCUUCCAGUCCAUAGAGCUGUUGAAGUCUCGGCCUGCUCACCUCGCAGCCUUCCUGCACCACGUGGUCUCGCAGUUUGACCCUGCACCUCUGCUGUGCUACCUCUACGCCGAGCUCUACAAGCAGAGCAACCCCAAAGAGACACGGCGGAUAUACGGCGAGCUUCACUCCACGUUCAUAGACCGAUCAGCGCAACUGAAAGUACUGGUUCCAGACCCCAUCGCAGCUGACAUGGAUCGAUGGAAGCCUGACUUGAUUCCAGAGGAUGUUCAAAGGCAGCAUGUGCAGCAGCUACAGGACACACUCCUACCUGACAUCCAGAAACACCUGGAAGACUUCAGGCAGAAGCGCAGUAUGGGUCUGACUCUGGCCGAGGCUGAGCUCAGCCGACUCGACACUGAGCGCGUGCGAGACCGCGUGGCCAUGGAGAGAGAGCGCUCGUGCUCAGAGCAUAUCAUCUCUAAGAUCAAUGAAGUUUUGUUGACGCCAUCAGCCACAGAGGAGGAGAAGUGUACUGCCAUGCAGUUCGUCAUCCAGGCCUACAUGAAGCACCUUGGAGUGAAGGUGAAGGAAUCUCGGGGUUUCGAGCCCAAACCCAAGCUGAUAAACCUUCUCCCUAAAAUCAAGAAGACUAUAAAACCCGAGAAGGACGGAGGCGUGGAGGAGAAGCUGAAAAAGUCCCGAUUUCAGCUAAUGCGCCACAACAAGAGGCCCAGCAGAACCGACAUCUCGUCAAUUACCAAGGCUCUAGAGCAGAAUAAGCAGCGGACACAAAAGCAGCUGUCGCAGAUCCCCGUAGGGCCGAGCGAUCAGGCCGAAACACCUACAGCAGGACGAACACGGAGCAGUCAAUCGAGCGAAGGGCCGGACAGCAGCACAGGGUCCGUCAGCUCACCUUCAUUCAGUGCUACAUUUACACAGAGCUCUGACAGCACAGCCAGAGACUUAGAGCCAGGCCUAACUCCCUUGUCAGCGGUAUCCAGACUCGGAGAGCUCGGCCCUCCGGGUGAAGGACCGGACUCCUCUUCCUCAGGCACGCACUUUGACUUCCCCUAUCCUCUCGACAAUCUCCAGGAGGAGGAGCCUGAAACGGACAGGAAUCCUGACGGAGGGACGCCGCGGCCGCUCAGAAGGAUGGAGCUGUUGAGCUCAGGAGAGGUGCAGAGUGAAGACGAUCAGGCGUUUGAGGUGGAACCAGAGCAGGAUCCUCCUCACUGGCAGACGCUGGUGAGCACGGACGUUCUCGCAGUGCUGCCACCGCAUGAGAUCAAGAGACAGGAAGUCAUCAAUGAGCUGUUCUACACAGAACGCGCUCACCUGCGCAUGCUCAAGGUCCUGGAUAACGUUUUCUACCAGAGGAUGACCCGAGAGGCCAUUCUACCCCCUGCGGACAUCAAGAACAUCUUCACUAACCUGGAUGAGAUCGUCCAGCUACAUGUGUCCAUCACGGAGCAAAUGACGGCCAUUCGGAAGAAGAACGAGACGGCGGUCGUGGACCUCAUAGGAGACGAUUUGCUGUCCUGGUUCAGCGGCGCAGAAGAAGAGAAGAUCAAGCGGGCAGUGGGAACCUUCUGCAGUAACCAGCCCUUUGCUCUGGAGCUUAUAAAAAGCAAGCAGAAGAAGGAUCAGCGAUUUGCUGCCUUUGUGCAGGAGGCAGAGAGCAAUCGUCAGUGUCGAAGGCUCCAGCUGAAGGACAUGAUUCCUGUGGAAAUGCAGAGACUCACCAAAUAUCCUCUUCUGCUAGAAAACAUUGCGAAAUACACUGAUGACGCUGAGGAGAAAAGUAAAGUGAAGCGAGCGUGCGAGUGCUGCCGUCAGAUCCUCAACCACGUCAACCAGGAAGUAAAAGAAGCUGAAAACAAACAGAGGUUAGAGGACUACCAGAGAAGACUGGACCUCUCGUCCCUGAAGCAGAGCGAGUACCCCAUGAUCGCGGAGUUUAAGAACCUCAACUUGACCAAACGGAAAAUGGUGCAUGAGGGACCACUGUCUUGGAAAGUGAAUAAAGACAAGACUAUUGAGCUCUACACACUCCUCUUAGAGGACAUCUUGGUGCUGCUGCAGAGGCAGGAUGAGAAGCUGAUCCUGAAGUGCCACAGUAAGAACCUGGCAGGCACGGCCGAGACCAAACACAUCUUCAGUCCAGUCAUCAAGCUGAGCACCGUGCUGGUGCGCUCUGUAGCAACAGAUAACAAGUCGUUCUUUGUGGUGUCCAUGUCCGAUUACGGAGCACAGAUCUAUGAGCUGAUGGCACAGACCGUGUCUGAGCAGAAAACGUGGCACGACCUCAUCGGGCAAAGAGCAGAUUGUAUGAAGAGCCUGCCUCAGAAUGAUGCGGAGCGAGAAGCUGACGAUGAGAUGAACUCUGGCAUUCCGAAAAUGAACAAAGAUCCAGAUCGCAUUUCUACAGGAAGCAUCCAGUCUCCAGAAAAAGAUGCCACUUCCUGCUCAGAGAUCCUGCAGAUUCCUCCAGCAGGAAGCAACCCGUUCGACACGAAGUCAGAGGAUGAAGGAGAGGCAGAAGGAGAGGCAGAGGGAGAGGUUGAGCACCCGCUGCCGGUUCAGGAUGAAGAGGAGGAAGAGGAGGACGCCUUCCUAGAUCCCGAGCUUGCAGAAAGACUUCCGUUCUUGAAGCAGCGCACGAGGCACGCCAUUGCUGUGGAUGACAAAGACUUGGAUUCCUUUGACCUGCCCCCGCUGAUGGCAGACGAGGCACUUCGAACCUUGGCUGCUCUGAGGCAGCUCCUGAUCAAUCACAUGGAAGGUCAAGAUGACGUGGACAGAGAGAGGGGCUCGGCUCGGCUGCGUGAGCCAAAAGCAGGGUCUUUGCAUGGCUUGGAGGAAAACACUGCCCCCAGUGGUUCAGUGGAGAAUGGUGCUGAGAGGCCAGAGACCCAAAACACCAGGAUGGAGAACCGUCAUGAGCUGCCCUCAGGAGAUACAGGCUUCUUUGAAACCUCAGAGGACUUUGUAGGUAGUUACAUGGUGCUGGAGGGUUACGGUGGUUCAGGUGAGAGCAGCACUGAUGACGACGGGCAGGUCUGCAGCACAGAGCCAGCAGCAGCAGGAGACUCGGGAAUAGACCUGAAGAAGCUCCUGUCCUCGGCUUCCUCUCAAAGCAGAGGACCCAACUUCAGCAGACAGGUCAUGACCCAUUUACGCCUGCUUCAGGCCAACCUGCAGCAGCUGAAGGAUGUAGAAUCAAAAUAUAACCAACUAUGCCAAAGGCACUCAGAGCAAGCAGCUACUGAAUCAGAAGAAAACAAAGAUAAAAGCUAGUGUUCCUGGAGCUGUGGUUUCCUGCUGGAAAUAGAAGAGAUUCAGAGUCAACAGGAAGUUGUGCUGUGCUCCUGCUGCUCCCCGAUCAACUCUUAGGCAUCUCAGCUGCCCUCGUCGGCAGUAACAAAGACCGAGACCCCCAAAAACCAAACCUCACACGUGCAGUACUGUCGCUACUUUCCGAGGAAAUUUUACCGAGACGUUCCCUACUUGUUUCAACUAUUUAUUUGGAAUUAGGAAUAUUUGGAUUAAAGCGGCUCUCUGCAAAACCCACAAAGUAAAAGGAAGAGUAGAUGAUGGUGGCAGCAUGGCACCGAGGAUUAACUAAAUCCAGGAAGGACACUUCUUCCUCUCUUCUAGUUUUCAAAUGGAAUCAACUCGUAUGUGAAAUUGACAGUAAAAAAAAAAAAAAAAGCUAGGCUCUGACCGGAUGAAAUUGGGUUUAAUGUCGUAACCAGUAAAACGCUGCCAGAUGUUAGCUCUGUAGGCCUUCGACCUCGACUGCAAUCGGCUUAUGAAAUGUCCUUCAUAAGGACCAAUGCUACAAAACAGCCUGAGGGAUCGUUCCUUUCGUGUUAUGGAUAUGAAUGUUAUUACUGCUGCGCACAUCUGCAUGAGGGCCUCAUGUGGCUAUUUACACAUCUGACCACUAAACUACAGGAAGAAUUUCGUUACUGAUUUCUGAGCAAAGGUUGCUCGUGCUGAAGCUUCAACAAAAAACACAAUCAGGUUCAUUAUCAGGAUUUUCAUAAAGCCUAUUCAGGUUUCAUAGCUACAAUUAUGAGCUUCUCUGGUUGUAAAGGGUAGAAAUGACCGCAUCCUUUUAACCUGACGUUGACGUGAAGAGGAAAGCCGGAAGAGGAAUGGCUCUUACUGCUGUUACUGAAAGCCUGAAAAUCUGAAAUCCUGCUUUUCUGCGUCCUUUAAGCUUUUUACUCUACCACAUUCUGUUGAAUGACGCUACUGAAGAUCUCUACGCAGAGAAAGCAGAACUUUAUCACCACGAGGCACUAUAUUCUUUCUAUUUGUACAAGCCAAACUCGAUCCGAAGUCUUACUCUGGACGGUAAUAGCAUGGAUUUUCCUUUCCGGGACGUGGGAAUGAAGUUGUUUGAAGAUAAAAAUGAUUAUUGAACAUUAAUGCAAGGACUUGUUAUUAAAAAAAGAAAAGAAAAAAAAGACCCCUAAAGGUCUAUAAGUGUAAAAUUGUACAAUUAUGACCAACACUGCAUCUCUUACAGAGACCUAAUUCAUUUUUUUCUCUCCUCUUUCUGCUUUCUACAUAUACGAGUCGUGUAUUAUUUUAACAGAACCUACUAAAAGAAAAAAUCCAAAAAGGAAAAAAAAAAUAA
Molecule: messenger RNA, 7181 nt
Organism: Hemibagrus wyckioides
Lineage: Eukaryota; Metazoa; Chordata; Actinopteri; Siluriformes; Bagridae
Gene: arhgef12b
Product: Rho guanine nucleotide exchange factor (GEF) 12b
Exons: 41
Coding region: 1394-5830 (1478 amino acids)
Biological process (GO): intracellular signal transduction; G protein-coupled receptor signaling pathway
Cellular component (GO): cytoplasm
Molecular function (GO): G protein-coupled receptor binding; guanyl-nucleotide exchange factor activity
Source: RefSeq, a predicted model, not a curated record